This is a messenger RNA of Penaeus chinensis, 4250 nucleotides long. RefSeq lists its product as uncharacterized. The record is from RefSeq and is a predicted model, not a curated record. Gene Ontology annotation, molecular function: protein kinase A regulatory subunit binding. Gene Ontology annotation, cellular component: cytosol. The transcript is spliced from 7 exons. NCBI's taxonomy places the organism in Eukaryota, Metazoa, Arthropoda, Malacostraca, Decapoda, Penaeidae. The coding region runs from base 187 to 1890 and encodes 567 amino acids.
CCGGAGUGCAAGCGACCCAAACAAAGGCCGAGGAGAGGAGAGCCGUUUGAUAACAAAAUAAGGAUUCAGUGUGUGUUACCUUCCAACAACAUGCAAGAUAGAAUUGGGAUCUUGAGUAUUGGCUAGAGAUAAGCAGGAGCAUGAAUUUUUUUAGAAUAUAGCAAACUUCAGCUGCAAUUAUACACAAUGGAUGAUAGUGAUACAAACGAUGCAGAGAAAAUUAUUAUAGAUGGAGAAGAGGAAUCUGAAUCCUUACUGAGCCUACCAAAGAGAAAGCAAGAGCAAGGGAACAAGGUAACUAUUAGUCCCCCCUCAAAGAAGUCGAAGUUGGAAAAUGGGUCCUCAGAGGAAGGCCAAGAGGAGGGAGCCACAGAAGAAGGUGAUCCAUCCAGCCUAAUAAUACUAGAUGAUGACACAGUAGAUUGUAGAAAAGGCAGGCUUUUGGCAGAAUAUUCUUUGACUGAAGAUGAGGAGGAAAAAUCACUGGAUAGUAUUACAGGGGACUCAAUUGCCCAAAAUGUUGAAAAUGGGCAAGUCAUUGGGAACAUUACUACCCCUGAGAGACAAAAAGGAAGAGAAACUUCCCCACAGACAGAAAUAGAAGAAUUAGACCUCCCAGUAGAGCUUAAAAAAGGUGUAAGAAAAGCAGAUGGAGUAGAUAAGGUAAUAGAAACAUUGCAUGAAGUAUCUUCCAGUGCAGAGAUAGAAGAAAUUGCACCUCAGGAAGAAAGUGAAGUCCUCAGGAGGCAGUUCACGGGAGAGAGCGACAUCUUAAAGAACUUGUGUGAGGGAGAGGUUGAUGAGGGAGUGGCUCGUCCCCUUACCACCAAGGAGGAAGAGAAACUUGGGCUUUCUGGCUUAUUUGAAGACAAGAACUUAGAAAACAGCUUGACUGAAGGGUUGGAUGGCAACAAGGAAGAAACUGUGCUUAACCAAGACAAUGCCAUUUGUGUAGGAACUCAUAGCAAAGCAGACAUUGGUCCAGACCAGCCUGUCUCUGAAGAAACUGCCAAGCAGAAGAAAAAGAAAGGGAAGAGGAGGGAGAGGAAGAGAGCCGCAGAAGGCACAGAGGCUGGAGCUCCAAGGAAAGACCUGAGGCCAAACUAUUUUGUUGGAGUGAAAAUUUCCAAUGCUGAAAUUCAUCAAGCAAUUGUCAAGAUCCAAGAAGAUCUGGUAGCCUUCGAGCCAAAAUUUGCACGAGCACUUAUUGACGUGGCAACUUCUCAUAUCACUCUCCUGGUUGCACAUAUAGACAGCGAAGAGAAGCUGAGCUUAGCUAUAUCAGCUUUAGAUGAGUGCAAGAAAAAGCUAACUGAUUUCACUACAAAGCCAAUACAGUUGACAUUUUCUGGAGUGGGACACUUUUCAAACCAGGUUGUGUACGCCAAACUGGUAGAAGAUGAGCAUUACCACAGGCUGCUGACCUUGGCCGGGGAAGUACGGCAAGUUUUCUCUAGCAUGGGGGUUUGUAUGCCUGAUGUGAAAGACCUCCAUCCCCACCUCACCAUUGCAAAGACUUCCAAGGCACCUCACAGAAAGGGCAAGCAUUUCCCACGGAAAUUUGAUCCUUCUAGUUACAAGUCCCACCAGGAUGCUCACUUUGGCUCUCAGUAUGUGUUUGGGCUCCAGCUCCUCAGCAUGAAUAAACCGAAGGACAAAGAGCGGUAUUACCACUGUGAGAAAGAAAUGAGUUUUGAGCUCAACUGCACAGAGAAAAUGGACCAUACUGUUUGCUGCUUCCCGAGGCGACCCAUCCAGCCACCUGAAGAUGGUCAGAAGCACCAUGAAAGGGAAUCUAAUGCAAGCUCAUUAUCAUCCCUUGCUGUGUUUGUGACAUGUGCUGCUACUGCACUAAUACUUGCAGUGGCCAUAUCUCGCCUCAGACGCUGAUGUUGGAAGCCUUAAGCAUGUUGUGGUGUGUGAGAAUGAAAGAAGAAUAAAGCUGGAAAUGAUUUUAAGUAAAAAAGAUGCUGUAUACAUCUGUGAGAUAUUGCACAGACAAAGCAUUUCAGCCAUCUGAUUUGUUUAAUAACCAUGUGAAAGCUAUUGUUUUUAUCAUAAAUUAAAGGGAAAUGUUCUUUUUUUUAUUAGUGUUAGAGUGUUGUUAACUUAUGUAUGGAUAUUAGGUAUAUGUACAUACAAUAGAUAUGUAUACAUGCUUUCUUAACCAGAUGGCUUAAAAAACAUACAUUGCUCAUGUACAGGGCACUUGCCUGCAAGCGGUAACUUUGAAUGUGUCAUCGAAUUGAAUAUAGUUUCUUCCUCUUUCUCAUUCACUCACUCACACACAUGCACAGACACGCUCACGCACAUGCUCACACAUACACGCAUACACACAGUAAGGUGAAAGGCAAGACUCGACAAAGCCUCAAGUUGAUUUCUUGGGAAAGUAAGGUAAAUAUAUUUCUGAAAUAAUAGAUAUAUGUCCAUUACAUGUUUUCACCAGUUAUCAAUACCUGAUGCUUAAUAAUGCAUCACAAAUGCUUUGCCUUCAAAUGCGUGCGUGCGUGCGUGCGUGCGUGCGUGCGUGCGUGCGUGCGUGCGUGCGUGCGUGCGUGCGUGCGUGCGUGCGUGCGUGCGUGUGUGUGUGUGUGUGUGUGUGUGUGUGUGUGUGUGUGUGUGUGUGUGUGAGUGAGAGAGAGAGAAAGAGAAAUAGAGAAAUGCCAAGAUCAUCAAAUAUACAAUUGUUCAAAGUUAUCUAGAGUAAGAUGUUUGGGAAAUGAAGGAGUCUCCCAUCCGUGGUGGAGGGGUAUAGGGUAAAGUAAAGGAUAGGGGAAUAAGGAGGACAAGGGUAGGACCACAGAGGAGGAAACUGUAACAUAGACUCUGCCAAUGAUAGUUCCUCAUUUUGGGUAGAGGGUGGGGCAUAGUCUAGCUGACUUAUGUGCCUGGUGGGAAGAGGGAUGGUGGGUGCAGCUAUAGAAUCUCUCGGGAUAUACAGAGUCAAAAAAAUAAAGCCAGAACAGAAUACAGGAUCACUCAGCAGCAACGAAACUAAAAUAAAGUUAUGACGCCAACAUUGGCAUCGCAGUAUAUUCCACCGUGCUUCAUGUCGAUGAAAUUGGUGUUACCUUAUAAAACGGGUUAAAGGCAGGUGAGUCUCCUAGUUUUAUGGUCAAUAUUUUUUUUUUUUUUUUUUUUUUUUUUUUUUUUUUUUUUCUCAAUAGAAUUUUCUGUGUCAGUUUGAAUGUUGAUAUGUUUCUGACAUUCAGAUCUUUAAGAUGCUAUACCAAGAUGGUGUUUGGUAUGCUACUCAUAUAUUUUCUUAAUAUGGCAGGCAAUGUAAUUGCUCCAUUUUCAUAUGUAUGCUUCCAGACAUAUAUUUUGUUACAUGACUACUUUUUGUCUGUGGACAUUUGGAGGUGAGAACUUUAAGCACUCCUUGUUAAAGGAUAUAAAUAAUUGCUAUGAAAGUGCAGACCAGCCUUUAAAGGACUUAGAAAUGGAGCAUUUAACUUAUGGCUGUACAUGUAUUACUCCUUUGUAUUCCCUUUAGGCUGCAAAACCUUUUCAGUGUUGUAUUACAAAGCAACAAUUUCAAGGGGUUUCUUUUCCAUGUUAAACCACACCUCCUCCUUUGUUGAUACCUGAAGCUUAAAAAGGGAAAAGGCAUCAUAAUUAUACUGCAUACAUUUAAUCAAAGUCCACAAGUUUUAAGCUCAUUUUGCCAAGCCAAACUUCAAAAUAAUCUACCAAACUGCUUCUUUUAUAUAAUUGGCUAUAAGGCAAGCAGUAGUAAACAACCAGCCACAGAAUUCUGUAUGUAUUCACUAGCAAUAUGCGUAAUAUUUCUUACAUGAAUUUUAGAUUUUACAUCAAAAAUGCUUAAUAGUUUUCACUUCUGCUGUAGUUUCUUUUUGAAGCUUUGAAAAGGUGUAUAUGUAUAUGACAUCUUGUUGAUAUUAUGUUGUGAUAUUUAUUACAAUUGUGUUAUGUUAAUGUAAGUAUGCUGCUAGAGUGGAGUAUGGGAAAGUUGCCAUAAUUGUCAAGUGUGUGGCUCAAUUCCUGUCAUUUCUCCCUCCUUGUGCUGGACUUUCCUUGUUUUUUUUUAUUUUUCAUGCUUUUAUGCAGAGAAGCUUUCAUGGUUGAUGAGAAACAAAAGAUAGCUGCAGUUGUGCAUAUUGAUACUUAUCCAUUGUGACUGUUGUUUACACAGUCACUCACACACACAUACACAUACACAUACACAUGCGCUUACACAUACGCACAUAUUCACACACACACACAUAUUCACACACACACACACAUAU